AAUUGUAGAGAAGCAGACAGCAGUGAGAACCGAGAAAGCACGCGCCGGCCGUUGCUUUCUUUUGUGUGGCCCGUUCGUUAAGGAAAAGACGAUAAAGAUGAGCUUUCGUAUCCUCACCAGAACCUGGCAGAACCAAACGAGAAGGCGAAUCUCGGAUUCUGCUUUGCUUUUGCGCCCUUUUUCUGAGCUCUCUUCUCGAUCCGAACGACCUUCUUUCGGUAUUGCGUUCGACAUCGAUGGUGUCAUUGUACUCGGGAACUCCCCCGUCGGCGGCUCUCCGGCUGCCUUAAGAAAGUUGUAUGACGAAGCCGGUAAAAUGAAAGUCCCUUUCGUUUUCCUGACAAAUGGCGGUGGUUAUCCUGAAUCUAGAAGAGCUUCUGACCUUAGUCGACUGUUAGGCUUAAAUAUAUCACCUUCACAGGUCAUUCAGGGCCACUCUCCAUUUAAACAAUUGGUCAACCGAUUUGAAAACGAACUCAUUGUUGCUGUGGGAAAAGGGGAACCUGCUGCUGUGAUGUCUGAAUAUGGUUUCAAAAAUGUUAUUUCAAUUGAUGAAUAUGCACCAUGCUUUGAACAUAUUGAUCCGCUGGCACCAUACAAGAAAUGGACAACGCUGUUGGGUGCUGAUGAGAAUUCAAAAUUAAAGGAAACUGCUCCAAGAAGCAAUGUCUGGUCUGAGAGGGUUCGAGCAGCUUUUGUAGUCAGCGACCCUGUUGAUUGGAGCAGAGACAUUCAGGUGCUCUGUGACAUCUUAAGAACAGGAGGUCUUCCUGGAAGAAAUGUUGGACCACAACCUCUUUUAUACUUUGCAAAUGAUGACCUCGAGUACCAGACUGCUUUUCCUUCUGAACGUCUUGGCAUGGGAGCUUUCAGAAUUGCAUUGGAGUCCAUCUUCAAUAGGAUUCACCCUCACGCUCUAGAGUAUACUAGUUUUGGCAAACCGCAUCCAGCUGUAUUCAAGAAUGCUGAACUUUUGUUGAAGCAACUCAUGCUAUCGCUUGAUAAUCUUCAUGACGUAAAUCAUAAGAAUGCUAGGUGUUUCGAAACUCUUUACAUGAUUGGAGACAAUCCUGCAGUUGACAUCAGAGGUGCAAGACAGAGUGGGCAUCCUUGGUUUUCUAUUCUCACGAGAACUGGGGUUUUUAAGGGGAAGGAAAAUCAUCACAAGUUUCCAGCGGAUCUGGUUGUUGAUACUGUGGAAGAGGCAGUGGACUAUAUUUUGACCAAGGAAUGCGUCUUAUAGGUGGUCGUCGCUUUCCAUGACCGAGGCUUAUGAGCCUCAGGAAUUGGAAGAUGAUAAUAAUUUUAUGAUUCUUCUGAAGCAGAAGUCGCUGCAUGGAAAUCUUAGAAUCUUCGAUUGGAUUGAAAUGGAUCGAUUUAUUAUCCCUUCGUUUUUUUAUCAAGGUUCAGAGGGAAGGGUUGUUACCCUUUGUCACCCGCUUAACCCAAGUUUGUGUUGGCUAAGUUGCAUUUCUUCUACUCUUAACUUUUGUUUUGACAUGUAAAGUUUCUCUUUCAAACCCAUUGCCAGUAAGAAUAAUAAAUAAAAGACAGCACUGCCGCUGCGCAUCGGAUUUGGACCAACCA
Molecule: messenger RNA, 1587 nt
Organism: Neltuma alba
Lineage: Eukaryota; Viridiplantae; Streptophyta; Magnoliopsida; Fabales; Fabaceae
Exons: 12
Coding region: 98-1243 (381 amino acids)
Biological process (GO): glycerophospholipid biosynthetic process
Cellular component (GO): mitochondrion
Source: RefSeq, a predicted model, not a curated record